Messenger RNA from Anguilla rostrata (American eel), 2766 nucleotides. RefSeq names its product neurexophilin-1. Gene Ontology annotation, molecular function: signaling receptor binding. The transcript has 2 exons. Bases 519 to 1334 code for a protein of 271 amino acids. The record is from RefSeq and is a predicted model, not a curated record. Lineage: Eukaryota; Metazoa; Chordata; Actinopteri; Anguilliformes; Anguillidae.
UUCUCUCUCUCUAUCUAUCUCUCUCUCUCUCUCUCUCUCUCUCUCUCCCUCUCUCUCUCGUCUUCUCUUUCUUUUUCUUAGUCCCUCGCGGGGUAUUUCCGUGGUCAUCACAGGAUGUGUUGAAACAGUACAUUACAGAGCGCGCGAUAUAAAACAUUGGGCACCAGUAAAGAUCGGUCCCACUAAAACCACUGUCCCUUUCAGAAAGGACUGCGUCUUUAGCUCUGCAACGCCACGCGACAAUCACAGAUCAGGACUCAUCACAAACUAUCAUUUUCCACUGAAUUUGUGGCAUUCCCUGAAAUAUGAGAUUGCUUCACUCUUUGGAUUAAUUUAUGUGUAGCCUUAGUUCGUUUCAAGUAUAAGCUUCUUUUCUGGUCAUGGGGUGUUUUAUGUCAUUUUUAUUAGGCUGGUGAGGGGCUUCCCUGUUAUGUAAACCGGAUACCAGGUGGAUCUAUGUUCUUAGAAGACAAAAGAGCCAGCGAAGGGAAAUCACUGGAAGUUUAAGAUCAAGGAGAAUGCAGGCGACGUGUUGGUGCGCGGUCUUUCUCCUAGCACAUGCUAUCUACCUGGUUACAAGUGCUAAUGCAUCCAUUCCAGGGAAGACAGAUCUCCUGAAAUCAGGAAGCCCCAAGUCAACACUAAAACACAUAUGGACAGGAAGCAGUAAGGACUUGUCCAUCAGUCGCCUGCUCUCACAGACUCUACAGGGCAAAGAGAAUGCCACGGCUCUUGACCUGCGGUACAACACACCAGAACCAUAUUCUGAGCAGGACCUCUGGGAUUGGCUCCGAAACUCCACAGACCUCCAGGAGUCCCGCCCCCGGGCCAAAAGGCGCCCAAUUGUCAAAACGGGAAAGUUUAAGAAAAUGUUUGGCUGGGGAGACUUCCACUCCAACAUCAAGACAGUCAAGCUAAACCUGCUCAUCACGGGCAAGAUCGUGGACCACGGGAAUGGGACGUUCAGCGUCUACUUUCGCCACAACUCCACCGGCCAGGGGAACGUCUCAGUCAGCCUGGUCCCGCCCACCAAGAUUGUGGAGUUUGACCUGUCCCAGCAGUCAGUCAUCGAUGCCAAAGAUUCAAAGUCGUUCAACUGCCGUAUUGAGUACGAGAAGGUCGACAAGGCGACCAAGAACACGCUCUGCAACUUUGACCCGUCCAAGACCUGCUACCAGGAGCAGACGCAGAGUCAUGUCUCCUGGCUCUGCUCUAAGCCCUUCAAGGUCAUUUGCAUUUACAUUGCCUUCUACAGCACUGACUACAAACUGGUGCAGAAAGUGUGUCCAGAUUACAACUACCACAGUGACACUCCUUACUUUCCAUCAGGCUGAUGUGUUAAAUUUCCAUGUGGAAUGGAGGCAGAAGGGGGACAAGUACAUACCCCUUUAAUACAUCCGCUAUUUGUACUGUCCUGAAUGUGUCCGCAAUAGAAAGAUGAUGCUGUCUAUAUUAAAGAUGAAUUGAUUAUCUGACCCAGUGAAUAUUACAAUUUGUCAUUUUCAAGCAAAAAAAGAGGUUGAACAGAAAGAGGUAAAAAGAAAAGGUAUACAAUGCAGCAAUGAAAAUUCAUUUCAUUUGAAAAUUCAAAUGAAAUUCAGACAGUAAAUGUUGAUAUAAAACAUAGUUGUCUGAUUACUAUGACCUUGUUCCAUUCUAUAUUGUCAAAGGGGUUUCUCAUAGAACAGUGGAUUGUACCUCCAGUAAUAGAAGUUGGUGUCUUGUGGAAACAAAAUGUUGCCUUUAUUAUUCUUUAUUUGUCCAUCCCAUUUUUACCUGAGAGAGGCCCAACUACAGUACGACUUGUAAUGGCUUUGGAUUCAGUGAUACACCUGUAUUUAGUUUUAAAUACUUUAAUAUUUUCAUUUGCAUACAUUUCAUCCAGACUGAAUAUGAUUGAUGUUGCCAUGGAGUACACACAAUAGUUCACCCUAGUCAUCUUCACCGAAAUGUUCUUAUCAACACUUUAAAUUCUGUCUCGAAAGGUAGUGGCAUAGCCACAGUCAUCUCCCUCUCAAUCAUAUGCCCGCCCACCCCCCAAACAUGUGAUCAGACAUAAGAUAAUGAGAUAGUUUGCUUCCCAAAGAGAAGGUGGCACAUUCAAGGCAAUGUAAGUGGCACUCCUUCCUGCAAGAGAUGUCUGCACGGUGAGCAAACCUUUCAUGAUUGGCAUGUUUUAUGAAGCCAUUUUACACAUACAGGAAUGCCUACUCUCAGGCCUUCAGUAUUUUCUUUGUAAAGUUCUGGCUUGAAGUGUGAGAUGAGGGCUAUUUUAGGCCUCAGCAGCAGGCUUUUAUUUGGGAAAUGAUCAUUUAUGAAAGGUUUACUGACUGCCACUAUGAAAAUGUAAUGAAUUAUAUAUCCUAGAGCAUAAUUUAUAUAAAUGGUUUGUAUUGUACAUAGUUGAUCCUGUCCUAAUUGAGCUGCUUCUGUUUAUGCACCAGUGUCUAUCUGUCUCCCCAGUCUCUCUCUCUCCCUCUCUCUUUCUCUCUCACGCAGUCUCUCUCACUCUCUCUCUCUCUCUCUCUCGUUCCAUUUCUGCUUGUUAUUGGUUUAUUGGUUAACAAAGGAAAGAAAUGACUCAUUCUAUCAAUGUAGCUGUGAAUUAUAUGAUCUAUGGAAAUGAUGUACAAAAGCAGUAAAACUGUCAAAUAUAUAUAAAUAUAUAAAUACCUGUCAUCUCUAUUGAUACAUUUUUUUCUGGAGGAUGGGGGGAAGAUCAAAAUGUACAUAUAAAUAAAAUCCUGAAAAACUUUUUCAGUCAAA